Coregonus sp. 'balchen' is the source of this 4304-nucleotide messenger RNA. The record is from the annotation of a GenBank genome assembly. NCBI's taxonomy places the organism in Eukaryota, Metazoa, Chordata, Actinopteri, Salmoniformes, Salmonidae.
ACUAGAGUUGAUGUCCAUGCCUUUCUCCCCUCUUUUCAGAGCUGUUGCGCAGCUGUUGGAACCUGUGUGGAGGAAACCUAGUCUACGAUCAAGGAGCUUGCGGCCACAGUGGCAAAAUAUUUUUCAUGUCAGAGGCUGAGCACGCUUGUAGUCGUUUAUGUCAUCCCCUCUUUUCCAGACAGAAGAUCCCAAAAAAUCCCCAUUCAAGAUCUUUUUAUCUUACUGAUAGUGCUAGUGGCCAGUCAAAAUGUCUGUCAACGUCAACCGCAGUGUGGCAGACCAGUUCUAUCGCUACAAGAUGCCCCGUCUGAUUGCUAAGGUGAUUAUCUGGUAUAAUAUUGUCAUGAUCCUGUCAGGAAAAUGGCAUCGUCAUUCAACAUUCUUGAUAUUUGCGUCCUUGGUCAGUUGUAUGUUUUCCAAUGAAAUGUGCAGGCCUCAAUGGUGAUCCAUAUGCAAAAUGAUUCUGCUAAGUUAUUUAUGGUUUUUGUGGUCUGAUUUGUGUCCAGGUUGAGGGCAAAGGAAAUGGAAUCAAGACAGUCAUUGUCAACAUGACUGAUGUUGCAAAGGCACUGAGUAGGCCUCCAACAUGUAAGUUGACCUCCCCACUACCAUAAUGUUGUUGAUUCUAAAAUGGUUACGUUGACUUGCACCAUACAUUGAUAAUGUUACCUUCACUUGACUAAAUGUUAGGUAGCUGUUGUGUGCAUAACCAUCCAUUAGCUUAGUGGAUGUUGAUUGCGACUCAUAUGCUCUUUGCAGAUCCGACCAAGUUUUUUGGUUGUGAGCUUGGUGCGCAGACCCAGUUUGAUGCAAAGAAUGACCGCUUCAUCGUCAACGGAUCCCAUGAGGCGAACAAGUUGCAGGAGAUGCUUGAUGUAUUUAUCCGUAAAUUUGUGCUGUGUCCUGAGUGUGAUAACCCUGAAACCGAUUUGGUAAAUAUUUGAUGAACAUAUUUGUCCUUUGUGGUGGGCGUUUGGGUAGUGUUGUCAAGAGCGGGACAGGAAUGAAAUUUGUUGAAUGGAAUUUGACCGUUUUAUACCAAAGCCACAGAUGUUGGUCAAUUAUUUUCCUGGUAGUGUUUCUUCCUUUUUUUUAUCAUGUCUUUUAAUUCACUCCGUGUUUAGUGAUUUAUCAAGUUCUGUUUGAUGUCCUUCCUGAGGCGUGUAGAUAUAAUAAAGACCUGGUCAUGUUUUUAUAUAUAACUUGUUCUCAACUGGCUUACCUGGUUAAAUAAAUAUAUAGAUUUAUUUGACAUCCUGCCAACCUUGAUUUGUGCCAUAUCUGCCAUUUUGGGUCCUACUUGUGAAUGCCCCAGCCAUUCGGGAUCUCAUCUGCUACAUCAUACACUGCAGUGAGAGAUCAAGUGGCUUUUUCUCCAGCAAUGCAGUUAUGGUCUGUUUUGGGGACAUGAUUGCUUGUCUAUCAUGGGUGGUAUAAAGAGUGAUUAUGCUAAUAAUUUGGUUGACCUUUCAUUGCAGCAUAUCAAUCCUAAGAAACAAACCAUUGGUAACUCCUGUAAGGCCUGUGGGUACCGUGGCAUGCUAGACACUCGACACAAGCUCUGCACGUUUAUCCUCAAAAACCCACCAGGUAAGCACAUAAUAAGAAUUUGCCCAGGACCAGUUUGUUUUUCUUACUGAUCGAAAAGUCAUGUCUGAUAUGUGGCCUGUUGCGUGACAAAGCACCGGUGGCUUUUUCAACAGAAAAUGAACCUGGAUCUGUGAAGGAGAAAAAAGAGAAGAAGAACCGUAAGAAGGACAAGGAGAAUGGCUCUGGCAGCGGAGAGGCUGGGAACCAUAACGACAUAGAUGCCCCUGAUGCCGUGGUGAGUAUCCUCAAUAAUGUAUGCAAGCCAUGUCAGUUCCCUUAAGUUCUUAAUGCUAGUGGUUGAAUAGGGGGAACCAACCUCCCUCACCCCCCUUCAAGCUAUUAUUGUUCUGAAGGACUAGUCUGUCAGUAACUCAAGCCUGUCUGUCUAGCAGCUAUUGAUCCUGUGAGAACGUGUUGUGUAUCAGGACGGUGAUGAUGAUGACGAGGAUUGGGCAGAGGAGACCACGGAGGAGGCACAGAGACGAAGAAUGGAGGAGAUCAGCGCCCAUGCCAAGAACCUGACCCUCAGUGAGGACCUGGAGAAGACCCUGGAGGAGAGGGUCAACAUAUUCUAUAACUUUGUCAAAGUAAUUUUAAUUUUUUAUUUAGCCUUUAUUUAUACAGGUUUUUCUCAUUGAGAGAAAAUCUAUUUUUCAAGAGAGACCUGGUCCAACAGCAGCAGGGGGAACAAAGUUUCAGACAAAACUACUUACAUACACUAACACGACAUUGAACAAAACUAUAGACACACAUACAGUACAACAAUUACAUAUUACGUAACCGCUGUCCUAAAGACAAUUACACUCUUCUAUGAUAUUUACAUCGAUCAAGUGUUUAAACUCCACUAACUUUACUAGAUUUUACAUUUUAGUCAUUUAGCAGACGGUCUUAUCCAGAGCGACUUACAGUUAGUGCAUACAUUUUCAUACUGGCCCCCUGUGGGAAUCGAACCCACAACCCUGGCGUUGCAAAUGCCAUGCUCUACCAACUGAGCUACACUGGGCCUAGAUCAUCAAGUUGUGCCUGAAACCAGUUACAAGGACAAUGAAAGUCGGUGAUCCAUUGUGACAUUUUCUCAUUGAUAUAGGGGAACAAUGAAAGAGUGAACAUUUUAUGAUGGGGACCUAGAAGUUUUGACUAGCCAUAAGUAAUUGUUUCUGUUCCACAAACAGAGCUAUCUUUGUGUUGCUUGGCUUCUUAGGGGCUAUUUUGAAGAUCAUGGUGUUAAAAGCUUUCUUGCUGUGGUUACUUUCCCCAUCUCCAGCAAAAAAGGGAUGAUGGCGCUAUUGAUGCAGCAGAUAAGGAGAUCUUGGCGGAGGCAGAGCGUCUGGAUGUGACAGCCAUGGGGCCUCUGAUCCUGAGCGAACUACUGUUUGACGAAAACAUCCGUGACCAGAUAAAGAAAUACAAACGCCAUUUUCUUCGCGUGAGUCUUCAAUCCCCUAUUGUUACAUUUGACCUCUGUCAUAACCUCUUACCACUGUGGUAAUGUGUUCAAGAGGGGACAAAGUUGACCAAAACCUUCCCAAAUUGAUUGUGGUUUUGUUACUUCUCCUCUUGUCUUCAGUUCUGUGUGAAUAACAAGAAGGCCCAGAAAUACCUCCUGGGAGGCUUUGAGUGCCUGGUAAAGCUGCACCAAGCCCAGCUGCUGCCCCGUGUGCCUGUCGUAUUCAAAGACCUGUAUGAUGCGGAUCUAGUGGAGGAGGAUGUCAUACUGUCCUGGGCAGAGAAGGUGUGUGGUUAAACUUGUACACGCUCUCACACAAGGUUCAAUACAGCUGUAUGUCAGACUGAUUACCUUAAUACCUAGUUUCUUGUAAAAUAAAGCAUUUUGUCCUCAUUAAAAUGUAUCAGUGUUUGCUCCUUCUCUGUGAGUGUUAUUGCUCAUGACUUUAUAACUUUCAGGUGUCCAAGAAGUAUGUCUCUAAGGAACUUGCCAAAGAGAUCCAUGCGAAGGCAGCUCCUUUCAUCAAGUGGCUGAAGGAGGCGGAGGAAGAGAGUGAGGGCAGUGAGGCAGAGGAGGAUGAUGAAAAUGUGGAGGUACUGAUCAGACUGUCCACUGAUAUAUUUUCAUAGCUUGCACAGUUUAUACACUGUGGUUUGAGUUGGGCUACUAGGAUAUGCUUAGUGAAAAUUGCAACUAAUGCAAGACCUACUAAAAGUAAUUCCGCUACCCAAGAAUAGUAAAGCCCCCUUUACUGGCUCAAAUAGCUGACCAGAUAAAAAAAAAAAAAAAAAAAUACACCUUAUGGAACAGCGGGGACUGUGAAGAGACACACACACACACACACACACACACAGGCACGGACACAUACGCAUAAGACACGCACUCUACACACGUACACAUGGAUGUUGUAUUGUAAAUAUGUGAUGGUGGAGUAGUGGCCUGAGGGAACACACUACAUUUAUUGGGUAAAGUGUUAUGAAAUGUCAUGUAAUAUUUUAAAUUGUAUAUAACUGCCUUAAUGUUGUAGGACCCCAGGAAGAGUAAGGGGAUCCUUAAUAAAUAUGAAUAGAAUUGAAUCAAUUUUGAAAUUGAAAGAAAUCUGAAAGUUUUUGUUUUGACGCCAGUAUAUGCACAACUAAACACUCUUUAUUUCCCCUCCUGCUCUCAGGUUGUAUAUGAUUCUUCUGCUCGGGAACUGAAAGUGGAGACCGUAAAACCGGACAAGCCUGACGAGGAAGAGGAUGACUUUGAUAUUGAUGCAAUUUAA